UUAGAAGAUUUUGUACACAGGAUUACAUCCCAUUUUGUUGAAACAACAACUUACACCAAAGCAGAUGGCAAGCUAUCAGCCAACAUUGGAGAAGUGCCACCAUUAAUUCCACCAUGUCAACGUGCGAAUAAAGUAUUGAAUACCGAAGCCAGUAAAAACAGUGUAUACUUAACAAAGAAGGAAAAACUUAAUGAUGUAGAAGGUAACAAUUUAUUUUCUUGCAUGCAUUACUUUCCUCCUAUACGUCUAUAUAUACGUUUGUAUCAAUCCAAAUUAUACCUAGGUUCUAUGGCUCACUUUUAGAUAAAUAAAAUGUUAUCUUAUAACAAAAACAUAAACUUGAUCCAGGUAUGUUUUGUGGAACUUUUGCAAAAUCUGAGUUGACCCAAAAUGUUUUGUGGAACAAACUGUUAUGUUAUUUGAUUUCAUAAUUUAAUUCAUAUGCAUCUUGCCCAGGCAACUGUUCUAAUGAAACAUAUUUAAAUUCAGCAUUCCCCAACUAGUUUAUUUCAUAAGUAUUCUAUAAAUUCUCUCAAGGUUUAUCUUGAUCUUGACUGUAUAUUAAUUAAUUAAUCAAUUAGUAGUUAAUAUAAUGGCUGUCAUGUAUUUAUAUCAACAGUCAAUUAAUCUUUUUUUUAGGUGAUCCUACAAUGCUGCACCUCCUUUUGCAGCAAAAAAAAUUCCUUGUUGAAGAGAUAAAAAAUUUAUCUGUGGAAAAACUCAAACAAGUUUGUGAAGAAUGCUCAAUAUCGACUAAACAGAGAUCAGCUGUAAGUUUUAAUUACUGGAAUUCCAUGUAUUUUUAUUGUACUAAAUAAAUUGAAAAUCAAGAGUGACUUGCCAAAGCAAAAGCAUGCAAACUGUACUGACAAAAUAACUUAUACUUCCUUAGUGAGACCCCUGUUAUCAAGAUGAUCUCUUAAGACAGAUAGUAGGGGGAGUGUAGGGACGACAAAUUCACACUAAAAAUACCAAAAAAUAAAAUAACAGCUACAUCAAUGAUUCCCAAAAAACACACAUCACUAACAUCGUUGUGUGACAAAGUAUAAUUAACUUUUUUUUCUAUUUUAUUUGAUGUAGGAUUUUUUGCGAGGCAGGCUGCUUGCUCUUUAUGCAAGUAUCACUGUUGGAAACUCUCCAUGCCAUAAGUUCACCCAUGUCGAAGGUCACUCAGGUGGCUUUUAUCACAUUGUUUGUCCUCAUUCUGUGAGUGUACACAAUUUUGUUUCCUUAUUUAAAUUUCUUAUAAGUUAACUCUUGUAAAGUAACAGUUCGGUCCAUGAUUUUCCAAAGUUAACAUUUUGCACUUUGUUUGCUUAGAACAAAAUUUGAUUAACUUACUUAAAAAUCAAAAAGAGAAUAUUCCGAUUUUUUUUAAACUACUGAAAAAGUCAAUUUUAGAAGUAAGACCUACAGUUGAAGAUGUAUUAACACCAUGGAAUGAUUAAAGUAAAAAAUAUCGUUUUUUUCAAAAAUGUGACUUGGUAUUAAUUUCAUCAUGUUCUCACUGCUGCAUACAUUGUAACAUUAUCACUUGUGAAAACUUAUAAGGGGCCUUAUAGGGGGCAACCAUUUUUCUGGAGGGGGGGAUUUUGAAAAAAAAUUCCUGCAAGUGCUUUUUGGAAGAAAAAAAUGCAUGCAGCACAAAUAUAAACAGUAAUCCUUCAGAGCACUGAGAAUGGAAAAUUAUCCCACACUUCCUUACCCAGCAGGUAAGGUGACCAGAUAUCAUCCACUACCCACCCCCAUCAAGAGUUAAUUGUUCAGCCCCUCAAGAUUUCCUUUUUCUGUUAUUACUUAUAUGUUAAGAUGUGUCACUUAUACUAUUGCUUUAUAGUUGUUCAUUCCUACAAUGUGAUUUUAAUUUUAAAUUUUUGUUUGCAGUGUACUGUUGCAUCAAAAUUCCUUCUUCUGCAAGAAUCUGUCCGUGACGCUGCUGACUUGUACCUCAGCCUGAAAUACCCCCCUCCUCUUUUAAUCUGUGAUACACCUUGUACUCUGGCACGUCACAUUGAUCAGAGGUGUCCGGAUGUUGCAGAACAACUUUGGGGUGACAAUGUGGGGUGCUUUCAGAAGCCAGUAAUAGGGAAGUCACCUAUUAAAGUGAGUGCACUAGUUGAUAAUGUAUACCCAAUCCACCAUUUAGUGAAUUAUUAUUUUGAGCAUGCGUAUUGUAGUCUAGCUUUUCAAAACAGAUUGAGCACAGCCAUGUAGUUACAUAAAUUUACAGGUAAUGGGUUAAAACUGGAGUUGUAUAAUCCAUCUUCUGUCCUUUUAGUGCAGCUGAUCAUUUUUUAAAUCACACCAGGGACUAAAUACAAACCAUUCUUCAAGUUUUGUAAACAAACAGUACAUUGUAGCUGAUGAAUUUACAUUGCUACAUGCAAGUUUGUCUGUGGUGAGAUUCUUUGUCCCAUCCAGACUAAAUAUAAUGAUUAUUUCACACUAGCCAACCCAUAUAAUGCAGUGUAAAUCUGUUGAAUGAGUGUAUGUCAUGCAUGACCAUGGAUUGAGUCUCUCACAAUGUCUUACUGAAAAAAGGCAAUGUUCCAGGUGCAAAAGAGUUCUCUUGUCAACAAAUAUUGUGGGGAAUAGACAUGACAUUUCAUUAUAUAAAGGCUUUAAACAGAUUGCAAGAAGCGGCCUACAAACAAAUUGCAGAAAGUAUGGAAUAUUUGUUGUUGUUGACUGCUGAGGGUACCUGCUUAUUCAUUAUUGACAGCAAGAAAAAAUGAACCCAGUCAAAACAAGCCUAAAGAUUCCAGCUAAAAGCUAUGAUUUUGUUUUGAACCCUGGUAACAUCAAGUUAAUUUUUUCUUCCAGGUCAGUGUUCCAGAGUUAGUAAGCUCAACGUUUAAAACUAAGCUGGCACAGGUUGACCAAACAUCCACAUGGCAACAUCCUACAACUGGCCAAAAGAGGAGGUAUAUUGCAGGUGAUCGAUUUCAUGCUUCUGUAAACCCCCACAAGUCCGAGUUGUGUGCGUAUCAUGACAUCAACCUGUUGGAACAAAGUAAUGGCAUCAGAACCAGCUACCAAGAGAGUUCCAAUCAUAUCAAGAACAGACGCCUCCAGAGCUCAACUGUUCAAAGCUUUUUUGUACAUUUCCUGUAUAAUUACCUGAUGGACUAUUAUGGAAAUGAACAAAUUGGUCAGAAGCAGAUUAAUGAUAUUAAAUCUAUGUUGGGACCCAACCAGGUGAUCACCAGGGAUAAGUUUCAUCGUUUUGUGAUAACCAAGUUAGUUUCUUAA
Porites evermanni is the source of this 3252-nucleotide messenger RNA. NCBI's taxonomy places the organism in Eukaryota, Metazoa, Cnidaria, Anthozoa, Scleractinia, Poritidae. The record is from the annotation of a GenBank genome assembly.